UCUCCAUACAAGGCUGUGGAUUUAUUUGCGUCCGUCCCCAAUUGCAUUAUUCCUUCGAGUGCUUGACUCCAAAUCUCUCUUCAACGUAUUUCGCUGCUAAGGCUAGCCAAUAUGGGUUUCUACGACGCCUGUAAAGCUGUUGCUGUAUCCGUGACCGCUAUCUUCACCUUACCGUUCCAUCUUAUAAACGAUGGCUCAAACCAAGCCGUCCUUUCCCCUGGCGGCUUUCAUAUCAGAAAGGAGAACUUAACGUUCCCGGCACCCAAUGGCCCAGACUCGGGCCCAGAGUUCAUCUGUGAUUAUUCAAACCUCCAAGGCAACUGGACGUCAUGUUCGACCCCGGACAACCGUUCAUGCUGGAUCAGGAACAGUGAUACAGGACAAGAAUUCAACACAACUACAGACUAUGAGAAUUUCGCCCCUACAGGGAUCCUCCGAGAAUACUAUCUAGAAGUCGACGAGAUGGAGAUUAAUGGUGACGGUGUCCUAAACCCUGGAGGCAAGGUCUUCAAUCAGACUUACCCCGGACCCUGGAUCAAGGCUUGCUGGGGGGACACUAUCAAGAUCACCAUCAAGAACAAGCUCCAGUAUAACGGUACAACGAUCCACUGGCACGGUAUCAGGCAAAAUGGAACUAUGGAAAUGGACGGUGUCAAUGGUGUCACGCAGUGCCCUAUCGCCCCAGGCGAUAGCUUCACCUACGAAUUUAAGGCCGUUCAAUAUGGUACCUCGUGGUAUCAUUCACAUUACUCUCUGCAAUACGCAGACGGCCUAGCUGGGCCUAUCACUAUCUUCGGCCCAUCAUCGUCUAAUUUCGAUGAAGGAAGAGAUCCUAUACUAAUCACCGAUUGGAGCCAUCACAGUGCAUUCGAGGCCUGGCAGCGAGAACUCGUGCCUACUCCAUCCCUGCCAAAGAUGGAUAGUGUGCUAAUCAACGGAGUUGGAAAUUAUGCCGGUAGCUACCCGCAUGAGAGGUUCAACAUGACCGUGACAAAAGGCAAAAAAUAUAUCCUGCGUGUCAUCAAUACAUCCGUUGACACGACUUGGAUCUUCAGCAUUGAUAACCACAACUUCACAGUGAUGUCUUCGGACUUUGUUCCGGUUACCCCUUACAACGUGACACACCUUGUCAUAGGAAUUGGCCAAAGAUACCACAUCGUUCUGAAUGCAAUUCCUACCGACACUGAUUCGUUACCUGCAUCGGCUGAUGGGAACUACUGGAUUCGCACAGUCACAGCGGAUGACUGCCAAGGAUUCGAGACGGGGAAUGCGCCUGACGAAUUUAAAAUACUUUAA
Messenger RNA from Annulohypoxylon truncatum, 1296 nucleotides. RefSeq names its product multicopper oxidase-domain-containing protein. The coding region runs from base 112 to 1296 and encodes 394 amino acids. Gene Ontology annotation, molecular function: oxidoreductase activity; copper ion binding. The transcript is spliced from 7 exons. NCBI's taxonomy places the organism in Eukaryota, Fungi, Ascomycota, Sordariomycetes, Xylariales, Hypoxylaceae. The record is from RefSeq and is a predicted model, not a curated record.